CAGCGAAGGUAUUCUAGAAGGGUCCACACAUGUGGAAGUCUUUGUGACUUGUAUAACCUGGAGUCUUCCCAUUUGUAUAUAUAUAUAUGGGAAAUUUUCUGAAAGAAACAAAUAUUUCUAUUAUAUAUUGUAGUAUUGGUCUUUUGGAAAUUUGAUGCCGCCUAAAUUAUUGGUUUAGACCAUAUAAUUUUCCCUAAUUCAAAGUCAGCUUUCUGUAUGUGGUGCUUGGAAGUAAUGUCUUAUGACUCCAUCCUUUUCUUUUAGUCUAUGAAAUAGUUAUUACAGGCUUCAAUAAUGCAUAUAUACUACAUAUUUUAAUGCAACAAGUUGACAUUAUUAAUAUACCACCAUUAUUAAGUUGUCCAUCUCUGCAGAUUAUUUAUUUGCCAGUUAUGACACAAAACAGAAUUCUUUCAAGAAUGAUGAUGAGAAGAAGCCUUAUCUUGUUGUUCUGCCUUUUCUGCUCCUUCCACAUCGCUAUUUCAAGAUCUCAUUUUGCUCUAAAGAGGGGCGAUUCUAUAUCCGUCGGAAAAGAAUCGGAGUUCAUCACCUCCCCCGACAACUCAUUCACAUGCGGCUUUUACAGCCUCGGAACCAAUGCAAACUGGUUCGGCGUUUGGUUCACCAGAACCAACCCCAAAACGGUGGUCUGGACGGCCAACCGUAACCGCCCCGUCAACGUCAAGGGCUCGAAAGCAACACUCCGGCGAGACGGCACAAUGCUACUCACGGACGUAGACGACUCCGUCGUGUGGCAGACGAACACAAUCUCAGCUAAUGUGGCGGCGGCCGAGCUUCUCGAUUCUGGAAACCUCGUCUUGAAGAACCCACGAGGCGAAAUCCUCUGGCAAAGCUUCGAUUUUCCGACCGACACUCUCUUGCCUUCUCAGCCUCUGACGAAGAGCACUAGGCUGACAUCGGCAUUAAGCAUGGACAAUUACGGAUCGGGUUACUUUAAUCUGUACUACGGUAGUGACAAUGUUCUGAGGCUGAUAUCUGACAGCCCAGAUACUUCGACGAUCUAUUGGCCGAAUCCCGACCGAGAUAUUUACUGGAACGGAAGAACGAACUACAACAGCAGCAGAAUAGCGGUUCUUGAUGAAAUGGGCAGGUUUGUUUCCAGUGAUCUACUGCAAUUCAAUGCUUCUGAUAUGGGUUAUGGGAUCAAGAGGAGACUCACAAUAGACUACGAUGGCAAUCUUAGAGUGUACAGUUUGGAUAAUUCGACAUCCCUAUGGGCUGUUACUUGGCAAGCUCUUACACAACCUUGUAAUGUGAAAGGUGUUUGUGGAAGAAAUGCGAUAUGCGUUUAUGCACCGGAGCCAAAAUGCACCUGUCCGCCUGGAUUCAUGGUGAAAGAUUCGAGCGAUUGGAAUUCGGGAUGCAAUGCCACGUUCGACGAAACACUCUUGAAUUCGGAGAAGGUCAAAUUCUUGGAAAUACCACACACCGAUUUCUAUGGUUUUGAUCUGAAUUCGACGAGCCCUGUCACACUGGAAACCUGCAGAGAUUUGUGUCUGAAAGAUUAUCGUUGCCAAGGAUUCAGCUACAGGCUGUUAGGACAAGGGUUAUGUUAUGUCAAGAGCGCACUUCUCAACGGAUACGCCUCACCGGAUUUUCCCGCGAGUAUAUACAUCAAGAUUCCCGAUAGUUUGGAGCCGUCGAAACCCAAUAUAUUCCAUCCCGUUAUUAGCCAGGUGUGUGGAUCGAUUGCUGCUGAGAUUACAGUAGGAUUGCCUUCGAUGUACAGUUUCAACAGCAAAAAGGUGAGAUGGGCUUAUGUAUACUCUUUUGCUGCAGCUUUGGGGGUGAUUGAGGCUACAUUUGUGCUCAUAGGGUGGUGGUUCUUGUUCAGAAAGCACGGUGUUCCUGCUUCGGUGGAGGCUGGAUAUCGAAUGAUAUCGAGCCAGUUCAGGCAGUACAGCUACUCGGAGAUCAAGAAAGCCACCGGAAACUUCAAGGAAGAGUUAGGCAGAGGAGGCUCGGGGGUUGUCUACAGAGGGGUUUUGCCGGAUGAAAGGGUUGUGGCUGUUAAGAGAUUGGGGGAUGUUUAUCAGGCGCAAGAAGAGUACUUUGCGGAGAUCAGUACUCUCGGGAAGAUCAAUCACAUGAAUCUUGUUAGAAUUUGGGGGUUUUGUUCGGACAGAAGGCACAGGCUGCUUGUGUAUGAAUACAUCGACAACCUGUCGUUGGACAAGCAUAUCUUCAGCGGUGGCAGCCAUCUCGGUUGGAAACAGAGGUACUCGGUGGCGGUGGGGAUGGCCAAGGGUUUGGCGUAUCUACACCAUGAGUGUUUGGAAUGGGUAAUCCACUGUGAUGUGAAGCCGGAGAAUAUACUUCUGGACAGUGAUUUUCAGCCGAAGAUUGCUGAUUUCGGGCUGGCGAAGCUGUCGCAGAGAGAAGGGCCUGGUACGGAGUUUACUAGGGUUCGUGGGACGAAGGGGUAUAUGGCGCCAGAAUGGGCGUCGAAUCAUCCAAUUACGGCGAAAGUUGAUGUGUAUGGGUAUGGGGUGGUGAUUUUGGAAAUGGUGAGGGGGUUAAGAUUAUACGAUUGGGUGGUGGAGGACGACGAUGGUGAUGAGGCUGCACUGGCGAAUUUUUGCCGGAAAACAAUGGAGAAGAUGGAUUUUGGGGGCUCGGCUUGGAUUGAAGGUGUUGUGGACCCGAGAUUGGAAGGGAAGUUUAGUAGAAACCAGGCGACGGCGUUGAUUCGGACGGGGAUAUCUUGUGUGGAGGACGAUAGAAACAAGCGGCCAACAAUGGCGUCUGUGGUGCAGACGUUGCUGGAAUGUGAAGACGAAGACGAACACGAAGCUUGAGGUGAAUCCUAUUUUCUGCAGAUAUAUAUAUAUAU
Molecule: messenger RNA, 2854 nt
Organism: Erythranthe guttata (spotted monkey flower)
Lineage: Eukaryota; Viridiplantae; Streptophyta; Magnoliopsida; Lamiales; Phrymaceae
Product: putative receptor protein kinase ZmPK1
Biological process (GO): protein phosphorylation; recognition of pollen
Molecular function (GO): protein serine/threonine kinase activity; ATP binding
Source: RefSeq, a predicted model, not a curated record